Molecule: messenger RNA, 1003 nt
Organism: Daucus carota subsp. sativus
Lineage: Eukaryota; Viridiplantae; Streptophyta; Magnoliopsida; Apiales; Apiaceae
Exons: 5
Coding region: 133-768 (211 amino acids)
Source: RefSeq, a predicted model, not a curated record
AGUACAGAUAAGGCGGUGGUAGUUGAAAAAGAAAAGGGGUGUGAGAGAGGGAGAUCGAGAGAGAGAGAGAGAGCGAAAAGAUGGGAUGGCUGAGCGAGAGAGAGACGGCCGAGUUGUCUGAAAAAAUAGAGAAUGCGAUUGAUUUUCGUGCAUCCAGGCGAUUCUUCAAACAUUUCCGUCAACUCAAAGUUGAACAAUUGGAGGGUCUCUGUGUUCCGGAGAUUUUUAUGUUUGCCACAACAUUUGACAACUUUCUUCAGUGUUGGCUAUGACUCUAACUCUGCUUUAUCUGAGGGCAGCCAAAGUUCAAACAAUUCUAGUCGUGAAGAAUGGUCACAAGUCUUUGAUAGGGAUGGAUGCUUUCGUUUCUAUCACAUUCUUUCUUUGUUUCCUCCUUCAGAUGAUCUCUCUGGUAUGAAGAUGCUCUAUAGGCAAACUCUUUGCUGGGCUCAUUUUGCAGUGACAAGUUACAAUGAAAAUCAUGGUGCCGAUUACGAGCUUGUUGCCCCUUUAGUAAGUUUUCCCUUCUAUCAUGUGGAAUGGCAUGGAUACCAUGCUUAUGUCAAUUUCUUUGCUAAGCCUAAAAACAGUGAUUCCUCUCCCGACCUCUUUUUUGCCGAGUUGGUGGCAUGUGGUGAUUCAGCUAAUGAAGUUCUCAAGUGCUGCAUCUUGAAACCUCGUCCUUCUCCGGUUGCCCAAGCUUUUGACCAUGUUGAAUUUUGGCUUCCUGCUGGAGAAGAAUACCAUUCGCCAAGCAUUAUGUUUUGAUUUCGAGUGAUUGUUCUCAUCUUGUUAUUUAUCAAACUCGAUAGGCUCCUCCUGCUUGGAUUGGUGUUUACUUUAAUUCAUACAAUUAUGUUCUUGUAAUUGAAAUUUCAAGUAGCGUAAACUACUGUCUUACUGCUUGUUGGUAUAACUUGGGAAUUCACUUCCUAAAUAAAUUAUGGUUCUGGUCUUUAUUAAGUUCCCAGGAAGUGAUAUAUAUUGUUUGGUUGACCUGGUA